CCGGCUUCCGCCGGGGCGGCGCCGUUUCCGCGGGGCGGCUCCGCGAUGGCCGCGGGCCGCUCCCCGCCCACCUUCCUGCUGCUGGGGGCGGCGGGCGGCGGGAAGAGCCUCCUGGUGCGGCGGCUGCGCCAGCUGAGCGCCGAGGAGCCCGCGGAGCUGGGCGAGCCCCCGGCCACGCUGCCCACGGUGGGCACCAACCUGACGGACCUGCGGCUGCCGCGGAGGGUGACCGUGCGGGAGCUGGGCGGCUGCAUGGGCCCCAUCUGGCCCAGCUACUACAGCGAGUGCAGCGCUCUCCUGUUCGUGGUGGAUGCCUCCAACCCCACGCAGGUCUCCUCGUCCUGCAUCCAGCUGCUCUCAGUCCUGUCUGCAGCGCCGCUCGCCUCUGUGCCCGUCCUGGUGCUCUUCAACAAGAUUGACCUGCCCUGCUACAUGUCACUGGUGGAGAUGAAGUCGCUGUUCCGCAUGCAGGACAUCGUGUCCUGCGCUACGCAGCCCAUCACGAUGCUGGAGACCAGCGCCCGCGAUGGCACCGGCCUGGCCGCUGUCCUGCAGUGGCUUCGGACCGUCCUCCAAGACCCCUGCUGACCCCAGCCCUGCCAGGUGCCUGUGCAGCCCAGGACAAUCCUGUCACAGGAGGAGGUGGCGAAGGAGCAGCUGCCCUGCCUGGGACUGGGAGCAGAGCCCAGGACAGUGCCUUGGGCUCUUGAUGGACUGGAUCCCUGUGGGACUUCAUAGUAAAACUCCCACCAAACUGCC
Vidua chalybeata is the source of this 759-nucleotide messenger RNA. It is a transcript of the gene ARL16, whose product is annotated as ADP ribosylation factor like GTPase 16. Bases 46 to 588 code for a protein of 180 amino acids. Gene Ontology annotation, molecular function: GTP binding; GTPase activity. NCBI's taxonomy places the organism in Eukaryota, Metazoa, Chordata, Aves, Passeriformes, Viduidae. The transcript has 5 exons. The record is from RefSeq and is a predicted model, not a curated record.